This is a messenger RNA of Culex quinquefasciatus (southern house mosquito), 608 nucleotides long. RefSeq names its product SET and MYND domain-containing protein 4-like. The transcript is spliced from 2 exons. The record is from RefSeq and is a predicted model, not a curated record. Gene Ontology annotation, molecular function: protein binding. The coding region runs from base 2 to 598 and encodes 198 amino acids. NCBI's taxonomy places the organism in Eukaryota, Metazoa, Arthropoda, Insecta, Diptera, Culicidae.
CAUGGAGCAAAGCUUUCAGAAGGCGCUCCGCCAUCUGAAGCGGAUUCGGGACCGGUUCCCGGACUUUCUGGAAAAGGGUGGCCCCCUGGUGACUCUGAUGAUCGUCGAAGAGAAGGGUCGCCUGCAGCGCAUUCCGGAAGUGGGCAAGUCCAACGAGAAGGCCGUCGAGUAUCGGAACGCGGGCAAUGGCCUGUACGCCGAGGGUAAAUACGAGCAAGCGUUGGAGUGCUACAACAAGAGUUUGGCUUUUGCGGAACCGGACACGGACCAGCUGGGGAUGGCGUACGCCAAUCGAUCGGCCGUUCAGCUCAAGCAGGGCGAGUACGAGUUUGCACUGUACAACAUCGAUCUGGCCAAGAAGCACAACUAUCCGGAAGAGUUGAUGCCGAAGCUGCUGGAACGGGAGUCCGAGUGCAAGCAGCAAAUUGUCAGAGGAAACUCGAAGGGUACGGUUCCAUGUCCCCGGAUGGGCAUAAACGUGGACACGAACCCCAAGAUUCCCUUUCUGGCCAGAGGGAUCGCCAUGAGCCAUGACGCAAAGUUUGGCCGGGGAUUGAUCGCCGAAAGGGACUUCAACCGGAGACAUCAUCUGCGAUGAAAAGUGCGAA